AUGGAGCUUAAUCAUAUAGAUGGUGGAGGAGAGGAAAUAGAUAGAGAACCCUCUUUACCUUAUAAUUUUAGGGAAAAUUGUUAUCCUCAUUCGCGUUAUCCUGUGAGGCAAAGGGCUUACAUAUUUGAUGGAGAUGGGAAUUACUAUAACAAGGAAUGGGACCUUGUAGAAGGUAGAGGUAAAGAGUUCUGUUGGUACCAUGUCGAGCUCCCUAAAGGGAAUCAGAGACUGUCACAAUCCGCGCAAUACCUUAUUGAUGUUCUAUGCCCGCCCUUGAAGCUCCAGGACAUUCUCUCACUUAUUAGUAAUGGACCCUUUUGUGGGCACGUCGAUGGUGCUCUUGUAUUCAGAGUUAAUUCACCUGGCCCAGCUUCUAGCAAAUUUACAUUUAGAAUUGCAGCAAGAAUUACUGAGAAUUCAGUUAUCACCGUGUCAUUAGGACGUGUCCCAAGAUUGGGUUUCUCGCCGGCAAAUGAGUCUCUUCUUUCAGAGAUUCCGGCUGUGGAGAGUCCAAGUUAUGGCGUUAGGGAACAUAAGCAAAGGGGAGGGAUUGUGAUUAGGGAACACGUUCUUGAUUUCCUCUUGACAAUGAAUCAUUCUGAAGAAGCAGAUAAUCCAGUGCCAAGAUCGGUGUCAAAUCUUGUUGUUCACAUAAUUGACACACAUAUUGAUCACAUCCAAGAUGUUGUGACCAAUCUUGAGAUUGAACUGGAUUCGGUAGAAUUUGAGCUGGAUGGAGGUGGUUUUGCUUUGAAGAAGCAAAUGUUAGAUGAUAGAAGGUUCCCAAAAUUGCACAUUGACUUACAGCGUCUACUACAGGUGAUUGCUAAUGGAGAGCAAGUAUUUCCCCGAGCCAAACAAAAUUGUUUGUUAAAGGAUUGGUUUGGGGCUGAGGACAUUAACUCCCUGGAAGAGUUAAUUGGUCGACUAAGGAGACUGAAGGAGAACGUUGGAUUUAUAGCAAAUCGUGUCACUGCAAUUCAGGCUGGUCUUGAUAGUUGGCAGGCCGAGCAAAUAAAUAGAAAAUUAUACUACCUCUCCUUCCUCUCCAUCAUAUUUCUUCCUUUAUCAAUAAUAACUGGAGUUUUUGGCAUGAACGUGGGAGGAGUUCCUUGGACGGGGCAAAGGGACCCCGAGUUGAAGGAUGGAUUCCGCAAUGUAAUAUUACUUUGUGUAGGAAUGCUAGUGAUCGUUCUUCUUUGCUUUAUUUUCCCGGCUCUCUACAGUCGAGUGAUGGCUUGGCAAAGAAGGCGAGCCUUAAGAAGAAGUUGGACUCUCAACCGGAAAUCCUUCAUUAAGAGAACAGUCAGUAGUGGAGAAAGAAAAGAAAGAGGAGGAUACCUCAGGCUAUAG
This is a messenger RNA of Fraxinus pennsylvanica, 1353 nucleotides long. NCBI's taxonomy places the organism in Eukaryota, Viridiplantae, Streptophyta, Magnoliopsida, Lamiales, Oleaceae. The record is from the annotation of a GenBank genome assembly.